Messenger RNA from Westerdykella ornata, 1480 nucleotides. RefSeq lists its product as uncharacterized. Lineage: Eukaryota; Fungi; Ascomycota; Dothideomycetes; Pleosporales; Sporormiaceae. The transcript is spliced from 2 exons. Bases 422 to 1354 code for a protein of 310 amino acids. The record is from RefSeq and is a predicted model, not a curated record.
CCAACCCAACGACGAAGUGCUUCACAGGAUCAUCACGCUAAGGCAGUGGGCGUAUCCGCCCAAUCCGAGGGGACCGAAUCUGGGAGAGACGAGGGACGCCGGCAAUCUGGUGUAGAGCUCGAAGGACUGUUCCGAAGAAUUUACGUUGGACGUAAAGAUAUGCUUUGUUGGCAGACUCUGACUAUGAUACCCAUUAAUGUGCUGAUGAUAUGAAGAAUCCCCUUUAAGAUAAAAGGGAGACGUCCGCUAAGAUCUACGGAAACCAUUCGAUCGUCGGGCACCUCAAAAGCGGAGACCCUGACUUCGCCACUCACACAUACCGCGACUAUACAGCUUGUCGCACAGCAUCCUUAGUAGGUCAAGCGGCGGAUACAAACGGGCAAUUCAGGCGAAAUUGUUCGAGAACCGUGAUUCUCUAGGAAUGCUACACCAUUCACCGCCACGACAUUGUGUCUCCUCAACCGACUCUCCACCGCCUCAGUCAUCUCCACCACCCUCCAUCCCACCUCUCGAACACACCAACUUUCGAUAUCCAGAAACAAAAGAAGAAACCACCAUGCCCAUCCUCACCAGGACCAUCUCACCCAAACCCUCAAACCCCAACAACCAAGCCGUCCCACCCGGCACCACCAUCGCCAUCAUGCUCACCACCUUCUUCGUCCUGGCCUGCCUCAUCUCCCUCCUCAACGACCUCGCCCGCAAGCGCACACCACCAGCCACAUACCUCUGCACGACAUACAACCCGCUCGUCCUCCUCUUCACUUUCCCCUGGCACCUGAAGCGUCUGGCGGACUGGCUUCGCAAUCGCCGCAGCACUGCGUACAAGGGAAGGAACCCCUCGCCGAUGCCCAAUGACGACGAUGUAUGGCACUCGCACGACGUCGAGCUCGGCGCUGGACGGCGCGUCCCGUCCGCUCAACCGUCGUCGAAUUGGAUCUCCGCUGGCUCUGCGCAUCACGGCCAACCCCAACACACCUUCGAACCGCUCAGUGCCAAUGCCAAUCCGAAUGUGGACCUGCCGAACCAGACAUAUCUCUCGGUCCGCCACAUCGUAUCUCCAGACGGACAAGCGCAUAUCGUGCUUGUAGAGCAUCCGCGCAAUGGACGCGGCGCCGGUGGUAGAGGUGGGAGUGACAGCGUGCGACGCGUACAGCCUGACGCUGAGAUGCGGAGGGGUUCGCCGUAUGCGAGCGCUGGGGCUUCUGUCGGUGGGGAGUAUGCUGGUGCGGGGGUGAUCUGGGGCCCUUUGACGGCGAAUCCGUGGACGGGGAGACGGUCUUUGGAUGGGAGUGAGCGGGCGCAUGGAGAAAGGGGUUCUGGGGUGGGGUGUGGAGGGUCGAGUGAUGAAGGAUGAGGCGACGGAUUGUGAUACCCGGAUGCUGAAUACAUGUACGGAAUGACUACGGGUUAGCGUUCUGUAGAAUCUCUUUCGAUGAUGAAUAAUAACCCUUUUCUUUCAAACGGCUUUCUCUAUCUGUGA